Homarus americanus (American lobster) is the source of this 2021-nucleotide messenger RNA. Its product is annotated as solute carrier family 10 member 6-like. The record is from RefSeq and is a predicted model, not a curated record. Lineage: Eukaryota; Metazoa; Arthropoda; Malacostraca; Decapoda; Nephropidae. Bases 262 to 1743 code for a protein of 493 amino acids. The transcript has 9 exons. Gene Ontology annotation, cellular component: membrane.
GAUUCACGGUCACACAUAUUGAAAGUGUAGUGUAGUACGAGUUAACUUCGGAGGGGUGUCCAGUCCUCGUAUUUAGUGUUUAACUUGUGUGGUUUAAGUGUUAGAGAAUAUUUGUCAAAGAGGAUUCAAUUACGAAGUUCUCUGCGACAUUUUGAACAUUUGCAUGUCUUACCAAGUAGUCAGUGUUAGACGAACUCAUGGAGACAAGAUGGUCUGCAUCCUGCACAAGCACAGCUAACUUGAGAUUAAGCAGGCAACAAGAUGUGUCCGCUUUACCCGGUGCACCUGGUGUUGAUGUACGGGGCAGUGCUUGUGUGUGUGUGGGUGGCUGGUCUGGGAAGUGUUGUCACUGCUGCUGCUGAAGUUGCCACCCUCAAAGUCCGUCUCCAACUCAGCAACAAUAAUGACUCCACCAACAACAUCCUCAGUGUAAAGGAAGGCGAGGUGAAGCAAGUUACUUUUUAUAUUGAUGACCUUCCUCCUCAAGCUGUUGGCGAUAUACUAAUAAAGGAUGAGAGUGAUGACAAGUUAAACCACCUCAAGAUAGCACCUAACAAAAUUCCUCUCAGUCCUGCACUCACUGAGAACAUGGAAAAUGGCUCAGUUGAAGGAUCAUUUAACAUCACCGGCAAUUUCCUUGGAUUUACCAAGAUCAAGUUGGUGCUUAGUGAUGGGAAAGAUGAUGAACUUCUUGUCAGUAAACCAGUGGAUGUCUCGGUGCAGCGAGGACAGCGAGUGAUGGACAAGAUCUUCAUCCAUGUGGUGAUUGCAAUGGUGAUUGUGGCCUAUAUCAACAUGGGCUGUGCCAUAGACCUUAAAGUGAUCAAGCAGACGUUAUGCCGACCAGUAGCUCCUGCCAUUGGCCUCUUCUCUCAGUAUUUGUUUAUGCCUCUUAUCUCAUACGCCAUUGGUUAUGGGCUCUUCUAUGAUACCCCAGCAAUGUGGCUUGGGCUGUUUUUGACAGGCUGCUCCCCAGGUGGUGGUGGAUCUAACAUGUGGACCUACUUGUUAGGGGGCUCCCUUGACCUUUCUGUCACUAUGACUUUCAUAUCAACUGUUGGUGCUUUUGCGGCACUCCCACUCUGGGUGUAUGCACUUGCCAGCACAAUCUUCAAAGAGGGACACUUCUCACAACUUCCCUACAAGAAUAUUGCCAUGCUAGUAGUUGGUCUUGUCCUGCCAUUGUCUAUUGGUCUGUUGAUCCAGUGGAAGUCUCAGAAAGUUGCUGUAGUUUUGAAGCGUCUCUUGAAACCUGUCUCUAUCAUCUUCAUCAUCGUCAUGAUGACUUUUGGAGUGUACGCCAAUUUCUACAUUUUUUCCUUCUUUGAUUGGAAGGUUGCAGUUGCAGGUCUGUUGCUCCCAUGGCUUGGGUUUGUCUUUGGUGCUGUAACCUCCCUGAUCUGUCGUCGUAGUUGGGAGGAGUUAAUUGCCAUCAGUAUUGAGACUGGCGUUCAGAAUACUGGGUUGUCUAUUGGCAUUCUUAAGGUGGCCCUGCAAGAGUUUGCUCCACUAGGGGAUGUGACAAUGGUGAUUCCUAUUGCAGUGGCGACCAUGACACCAAUACCGCUCACCAUUGCUUAUAUCAUCAAGCGUAUCAGAGAAUAUCGUAAGCAAUCCUUCUCAAAAGAUGUUGAGUUUCCUUUUGAUGAUGAAGAGGCUAGGAAUGGUCAUCUGUCUUCCUCCAAUUCUGCAACACCACUCCACAAGGAUGCUAAUGGCAAUUCCAAGAUGGUAGUGGCUUAGAAGGAAAAUGCUCCUUUGUGUUGAUACUGUAAGUGCAGAAUUACACACUUCAAGAUCAACUGCUUGGAUUCUAUUAUUACAGAUGAAUUUUAUGCAGAGAAUUGUUGAGAGAAUAUGAUUAUAAUUUAUUAUUGUACUUAAAAUUUUUGUAUAAUAUGGCCCUGUUUGGAAACACUGUAGAUCAGGAUAAAGUUAAAGAUUUUUACUGUACCUGUGUACCUGUCAUGAUUAUCUGGAUUAAGCAGAAAUGUGAGGUUUGUAUUAAACAUUCUAAAGUG